Messenger RNA from Babesia bigemina, 261 nucleotides. RefSeq lists its product as hypothetical. The record is from RefSeq and is a predicted model, not a curated record. Gene Ontology annotation, cellular component: mitochondrion. Gene Ontology annotation, biological process: mitochondrial respiratory chain complex IV assembly. The coding region runs from base 1 to 261 and encodes 86 amino acids. The transcript has a single exon. NCBI's taxonomy places the organism in Eukaryota, Apicomplexa, Aconoidasida, Piroplasmida, Babesiidae.
AUGGCGCUUCGGCUGGACCCCGACCUGCCGCACCGCCACGCAUCAAACUCAUGUGAUGCGCUGCAGAAUGACAUGGUUGAGUGCUACAAGGCUUCGCGGUGCUGCCGUGAGCUGAAUCGCCCGUUCGACGAGUGCCUUCGCAACCGGCGGCCCGACGAGGUCGGACAGGAGUGUCUCCUGCUCAAGCGUGCGCUUGCGCAGUGCCGCAGAAACGUGUUGAACGGCAAGUUCCGGGUCACAGGGAACCCCUACUCUACGUGA